GGCGGAGCCGCGCCGGGUCUGGAGGAGCGAAAGGUUUAAAGGCAUAUCUAUAUAACAUUCACAAUGUCUACCAAUGAGAAUGCUGGGGCAACGGCUGCCCGCCUGAACAGAUUCAAGAACAAGGGCAAAGAUUCCGAUGAAAUGAGGCGACGACGGAUGGAAGUCAAUGUAGAGUUGAGAAAAGCUAAAAAAGAUGACCAAAUGCUUAAAAGGCGAAAUGUAGGCACAUUUCCAGAUGAUGCCACUUCACCUCUGCAAGAAAAUCGGGGCAAUCAGGUUGCUGUCCACUGGUCUGUUGAAGAAAUUGUUAAAGGCAUUAAUAAUACUAAUUUAGAAUACCAGCUGCAGGCUACUCAGGCUGCCAGGAAACUGCUGUCCCGAGAAAAGCAGCCCCCUAUAGACCAGAUUAUUAGAGCUGGCUUGAUACCAAAAUUUGUGUCCUUUUUGGGAAAAGCAAACUGCAGCCCUAUUCAGUUUGAAGCUGCUUGGGCACUGACCAAUAUUGCUUCCGGCACAUCUGACCAGACAAAAGCUGUAGUAGAGGGUGGAGCAAUUUCUGCCUUUAUAUCUCUUCUGGCUUCUUCUCAUACUCACAUUAGUGAGCAAGCUGUAUGGGCUUUGGGGAAUAUCGCAGGUGAUGGCUCUACUUAUAGAGACUUAGUUAUUAAAUAUGGUGCACUCGACCCACUUUUGGCUCUGCUUGCUGUUCCUGAUCUCUCUUCUAUAUCUGUUGGCUACUUACGUAACAUAACUUGGACUCUGUCAAACCUCUGCCGUAACAAGAAUCCUGCACCACCCAUUGAAGCUGUUGAACAGAUUCUGCCCACUUUAGUUCGCCUACUGCAUCACCAUGACCAUGAAGUUUUGGCAGACACAUGUUGGGCUAUUUCUUAUUUGACUGAUGGGUCAAAUGAUAGAAUUGAAGUAGUGGUCAAAACUGGCUUAGUGCCACAAUUGGUGAAACUGCUAGCAUGUGGAGAAGUUCCAAUAAUGACUCCAUCACUAAGAGCUAUAGGAAACAUUGUAACAGGGACUGAUGAGCAAACUCAAACAGUAAUAGAUGCUGGAGCAUUAGCUGUCUUCCCAAGUCUGCUUAUUCACCCCAAAAACAACAUCCAGAAAGAAGCUGCAUGGACUAUGUCUAACAUAACUGCUGGCCGCCAGGAUCAGAUCCAGAAGGUUGUGGACCACGGGCUUGUUCCAUAUCUUGUUAGCAUCUUAAAAAAGGGAGACUUUAAAUCCCAGAAGGAAGCAGUAUGGGCAGUGACCAAUUAUACAAGUGGAGGAACAAUUAGCCAGAUCAUCUACCUUGUUCAGACCAGUGUAUUAGAGCCAUUAUUGGAUCUGCUUGUGGUUAAAGACAGCAAAACAGUCCUGGUGAUUCUGGAUGCUAUUACUAAUAUUUUUAUGGCGGCUGAAAAAAUAGGUGAGGUUGAAAAGCUGUGCAUCGUGAUUGAAGAAUAUGGCGGCUUAGACAAAAUUGAAGCUCUACAAUCCCAUGAAAAUGAGCAGAUUUACAAAUCGGCUGCAAAUCUGAUUGAAAAAUAUUUUUCAGCAGAGGAGGAAGACGAUGAGAAUGUUAUUCCAGAAUCUGGUUCUGAUGCAUAUACAUUCCAAAUUCAAGACGGUUCUGAUACCUUCAAGUUUUGAGUCUCUUGUCUGACCGUCUUCAGCCUAGGUUUUUUUUCCCCCCUCCUUUCUGUUCUGUCUCUUACACUGCCUUUUUUCUAUGUGAAAUAGCACUUUGUUUCAACUAAAACUACUUGAACAGAUCAUGGCAGUUACAUAUGCCAAGUGAACUUGUGUCUUCUUAUAUGUCCUUUUUUGUAUUCUGUAAAUUCUCCCAUUUCUGAAUCUACUGCCUUUCAGUAGUGGAUGUACCUAGAUUUAGAUUAUAUCCAUACUACAGUUGAUCAGACAGAAAUGGUUUGUGAACCUUAAUUCUCAGUUUGGUUUGCAGACCACACAAUGUUUGUUAGCAAAAGCAAACCUCUCAAACUGAUUUUAAAGAAUACUUGUUCAAAUGAAAUAAACUGUAUUUGAGUAUCA
Messenger RNA from Protobothrops mucrosquamatus (brown spotted pit viper), 2049 nucleotides. RefSeq names its product karyopherin subunit alpha 2 (gene KPNA2). Gene Ontology annotation, molecular function: nuclear import signal receptor activity; protein binding. Gene Ontology annotation, cellular component: cytoplasm; nucleus. The record is from RefSeq and is a predicted model, not a curated record. The transcript has 11 exons. Bases 64 to 1650 code for a protein of 528 amino acids. Gene Ontology annotation, biological process: NLS-bearing protein import into nucleus. Lineage: Eukaryota; Metazoa; Chordata; Lepidosauria; Squamata; Viperidae.